AUGUUUAUGUUGCAGCCGACCACAGCCAUGAUUGCCGUGAGCAGCAAGUCCUUCCUCCUCGCCCUUCUGGUGCUCGCUGUCGUCUGCAGCAUGGCAGCCGCCCAGUUCGGCUUCGGACGUGGAGGAUACGGAAGGGGAUACGGCGGAUAUGGAGGAGGCUUCGGCCGCGGAUACGGAGGAGGCUUCGGCCGUGGAUAUGGCGGAUACGGUCGUGGAUACGGAGGCUAUGGACGUGGAUUCUACGGCUGA
This is a messenger RNA of Rhipicephalus sanguineus (brown dog tick), 249 nucleotides long. RefSeq names its product neuropeptide-like protein 29. Bases 1 to 249 code for a protein of 82 amino acids. The record is from RefSeq and is a predicted model, not a curated record. Lineage: Eukaryota; Metazoa; Arthropoda; Arachnida; Ixodida; Ixodidae. The transcript has a single exon.